AGACAUGCUCACUGCAUGCGGUGUGAUCAGUAUAGCAGCGCUCUCUGGUUCUCCACAUCUCAUUCUCUAGAAGAUGGCGGACUGCGCUUCACUGUUAGAUGAGGAGUUCUCUUCAUUUGUCUUCAAUUACUUGACUGAAAACUCCGGGAGCCAGUUUGGGGAAGAGGAGGUCUCCUCAGGCCGCCUGGAUGCUGACUUCCCCGACUUCGACCUCUCGCAGCUGGACGCCAGUGACUUUGAUUCGGUGAACUGCCUGGGCGAGCUGCCUUGGUGCAAUGAGCAAUCAGACCAAUCCCCUGCCUCCAUACAGUACAACGCUGGAGAUCCAGAGCUAUUUGAGGAAGAAAAUGCAGCGCUGCUCGCUGCGCUCACAGACAGCCUGGACGGCAUUGUAGAGGAUGGAGUCGGGGGUCUGUCUGUGUUCCCUUCCCUGGGGGAAGACCCUGAUGAGGGCGAAGAGGACGAAGACGACCUCCAUUUGGACAGUGAGCCCCUCACUGGCUCACUGAGCCCAGAGACAGAAGACCCGUCUCUACUAAAAAAGCUCCUGCUGUCGCCCCCUAAUGUGCCUGUGAGCCUUGAGACGCACAAAAAUGGCGGCGUGCAUCGCCAUAGCAGCAGGAUUCUGCACGUCAAGCCCGCGAGGCCUGUGCUGAAGAAGAACAAGACAAGCACACAAGAGCGUAGGCUGCGACCAGUGAGACCCGCCGGGCGUCUUUGCACUGAACUCCAUCGCCACCUCACCACCGCACAGGAAGCCGAGGAUACGCCUUCCGCAGACGAAGAUGAGGAAGAAGAAGAGGACAGUGACUCAGAAGAGGAAGAGGAGGAGUCAUCCAGCAGCGAGGGCGAGAGCACGGUGUGCGUCGAGCCACCAAAGCCCCAGUUCACCUCAGAAAAAGAACUGCACUCUGUAGUCGAGCUCAUUAAAUACAUGCACACAUACUGCGUGCCGACACGCAAGCAGGCCGGCUGGGAUCGCAAAGAGCGCGAGGCGCUGGCGCGUAAGGCCAAAUCCGAAAACUCUCACGUUUCCCACAGCCUUCCUCAGAACUCUCACAAGCCCGCCCCCCAAAAUUGCAAUAGCAGCGCGUCCAGGCCACGCGUUCCCUUCACUCGCCGCAGGGAAAUCAAAGCCCACUCCCUGCUCAAGGAACUACUGGAGGCCGUCAGCUCGUUUGACGUAAGCAAGCCUUACAGAAUGCACAGCCCUCCUUACAGCCACGGCAGAGGGGACGUGGCACAGCCCGACCGUGAGGUUAUUUCCCCCUCCGCACGCCAGGCUAAAGCCGAACCUAGAGACUGUGAGAGCUCGCAAAAGGCCGCAAAGCGUCCCAAGAGCCCCGAGCCCGAGGAGGGCUCCUUCUCAGUCAGGCGCUCUCGCCGGCUUGCUUCUUUUCCCAGCAGGUUUGCUAAGAGGGUCCGCGUGAGCUCCGAUCGGUCAGAACGAAGUACUGGGCAUUUCGGUGAAGAGGAGAAUGCGGUCAAACAUCCUCCCGUAGACGCAACUGACAGCCAAAAGAUCAACAUCCUCAAGAGUCCUGAAACUCAUAACCCGUGCUGCAGUGACGAGAAACGCGCCUGCCUCUGUCUGCCGCUGGCUUCCAAAUCCAACGGAGACACGCAGUAUGCCACCAAGUCCUUUGAGCAGACUCUCUGCAUGGAGCUGUGCGGCACAGCAGGCCUCACUCCCCCCACCACACCCCCUCAUAAACCAGUGGAGGACGAGCUCUUUAAACCAGACGGCAAGGCUGAGCUCACCACCAAGAGCUCGUGCCUGGCACGGGCGCACAUACGCAAGCUCCCAGAGCAGACAGAACUGUAUGCCCAGCUGCGCCGAAUGGACCAGACGGGUGAUGCAGAAUGUAAGGGCGGCACGCAACGGGCGUACGGGGACCACGACUACUGCCUUCUGGGACUGGGGGAGAGUCGCAAAAGAACAGCGGCAGUGCUCAGCACCAUCGCACCCCGCCGAAAGAUACAAGAGAGCAACGGGGUGAUGGAGGGACAGGGGGAGAAGCUCGUAAAUACAAUGCCCGAAUACCAGCAGAGGACUGAGGCAGAGGAGAACCAGACCGCAGCAUUACCAACACUCAGUCCGGAGCAGACCAGCGAGCCCACUCCUGCCUGUUCACCCACCCAAGAGUUGGAUGCCCAGUCUCCGGUGUCCUGCUCGCCCCCUUCCCCCGGCUGCACGAUUUCCUUCAGCAGUGAGAGCUCUGAGACAUGCCAUGAACCAUCGGAUAAAAGAAGCAAGAUAAAGUGUGGACAAGAGAAUGAUGUGAACAAGUGCCAAGUGAUCUACAUUCACAACCUUCCGAGCAGCGUCACUCAGUCCAUGCUGCGUAAGCGCUUCGAGGCCCUUGGUCACCCAGAAGUGGUCAUCAAAGACGAGGAGCGUUGUGGAGUUAUCACACUGCGGCCCUCUCAGAACGGCCCGACUCAACGGCACAGGUGGGACUCCCUCAGUCCGGGCGGAGGGAACGGCAGCCGACGAUUCGGCAGGAAGCGUUACAUAGAUCUGGAUGAGGCAGGUCCAGGACCAGUAAAGAGCAAGUAUGAUGCAUUGGACUUUGACGCUCUACUGAAGGAGGCGCAAAGAAGCCUGCAUCGCUGACACGCCUUAGCACACCUCCGGCGUCCCCGCCCUGUCCGAGACUCGACUCAGAACCUCAAGCAAGGCACCUCUUCAUGUUUACAUUUGAAUAAAAAAAAUGGACCUUGUAACCGAGGAUCGGAGGACACUGGGGCAGGACGACACAACAAACACAAACAGCUUUGAAAACACGGACACAAGUGCUGCUUCUCGCACGCGUCUGUGACCCGGACGUCAUCUGUGACAUCGCGAGCGGCUCAGGCUCAGUAGCAAACCGCACUUAUUUCCGUUGGUUGUCGUGACGUGUGUGUGCUUUUCUAAUUUUGUUUUUACCCCUUUGUCACUCUUCAUAGACCUGCAAGGUGCUUUUAUCAUUUUGUCGUAUAAAUACAAUAUAUAAAUAAUAACUGCUUUGUAUUAGCGAAACUUUGUGGAUGUUCAACUCCGUGUGUGUGUGUGUGUGUGUGUUACGAUGAAAAGUGGAUUAAAAGCGGAUUUUAAAAAAAAACGUCACAAAAAAUCCUUACAAGGUAGAGUUUACAAAUCAAGAGGAAAAGAAAAAAUAGUCUUUUUGUAAUUUUAGUGCUUCCUUGAUUUCAUCUAUGCACUCAAACGAGGUAGUGUUUCUUUUAUCCGGUCUCUGACCUCCUCUGGUUUAAAAGGGGCUUUUGCUGCUGGCUGCCAGAGACAUCCGAGCCAAUAAUCUUUUUUCCAAACCAACCUGAUCCCUAAAGGUGAAGUGUGUCAUUUACAAUCGUAAAAUACUUUCGCUUAUCCUCGUAGAAUAUUUAAAGAUCAUUUUAAACAGGCAAUUCGCAUCUUAUAGGUCCCAAACAGUAUUCAAAAUAAGAAUUAAAGGUGCAUUGUGUAACUUUUAAAAUUAUAUGUUGACAGAAAUAAUUUACAUAACUAUAUUAUCAGUGGUGUAUAAAGAUCUUACAUAAUGAACUGUAUUGUUUUUAUUAUCUUAGAAUGAGCAGUUUUUUCUAUAAACACCGUGGGUCUCCUUGCAUGGAAGUUGCCGCCAUGUUUCUACAGUAGCCCUAAACGGACAAACUGCUCUACAGAGCGCAUUUCGUCACUACAUUGUCUCAAACGAUUAUGUGUUUGUCCUGUGGCGUUUACCGUAGCUUCACUGUGUUUCGAAAGGGAGGGGUGAGCCGUUGGUUGCAAUUCACAAUCUCACCACUAAAUGUCGCUAAAAAUUUACACAGUGGACCUUUAAUCGUAGUAUGUUGUAAAGUUCCUGGAUAGUCUACUGUUUCUGAUGAAACAUCGUAGAUCCAUGUACACUCAAACGGCUGAUAUUACUCAAAUCAUUGCAAGGGGUGGGAGUUUAAUUGCACUACACACAAUUAACAAAUUAAAUAAAUUAAACUAUACAGUAAGCAUAACAUGACAAAUAAUGAAUGAUAAAAUGCAAAGAUAAGUUGUAUUUUAAUCACAGCGUCAUCCAUGCAACAGUCGUCACUUCCGCUUCAUGUUAACUCUUUCCCUGCCAACGAGUUUUUUACGCCAAUCCAUAUUUCCGAUGUUGUCCACUAGGUGGGGCUCUUACCCAGCUUAUAAAACACUGAAGCAUCCACUGAUCCAAAAACAGUAAAAACUCUGUGUAUGUUUUGAUCAUUGCUCUGAAUCUGAUCUCUAACAAAAGUCCUUUACAAAAAAUGCAAUUAUCUCAGCUUUUUGGUCAAAAUUUUGUAUUUUUGAAGAAACCUAAUAUGUGAGAUGUGAUCAAAAGAGAACAAAUAAGGAUAGGGUGAAAUGUUUUUACGUUUUGUUUUUUUUUUUAAGCAGAGGGUCUGUUUUUUCAUUUGAUAUAUUGUAUGUUUAUAUAAUAUAACAAUAUUUUUUUUUUAAAAAAUACCAAAUUUUAAGCAAAAAGCUGAAAUAAUUGCAUUUUUGGAAAGGACUUUUGUCUAAAGGGGACAUUUCACAAGUCUUUUUUAAGAUGUCAAAUAAAUCUUUGUUUUCAACUUCUACGUAUGUGAAGUUCUAGCUCAAAAUAUAUAAAUAAUUUAUUAUAACAUGUUAAAAUUCUGACAUGACAAGGGGAGCCAAAUUUCAAUGAUCUAUUUGUUCACAUGUUUGCCGAGAAUGGUUUACCAAAACAAAGUUACUGGGUUGAUCUUUUUCAGAUUUUCUACGUUGAUAGAAGCACUGGGGACCCAAUUAUAGCACUUAAACAUGGAAAAGACAGAUUUUCAUGAUAUGUCACUUUUAAAAAAAAUAAGAUCAAAAGAUACACAGAGUUUAAACUGUUGUUGAAUUCGUUUUUGUUUCAGUUUUUUAUAAAUUGCGUAAGAGCGCCAUCUAGUGGAUAAUAGCGGAUUUAAAGAUUACUGUAAAAACUCGUCAGGGAAGCGUCAUUGGCAGGGAAAUGUUUUCUUUUAAUUGACUUUUCAAUGGCAGGGAAAGAGUUAAAAACGCUGGCAGGAAAAGAGUUAAGAUGUCCCAAUUUGUGCAUACUCUUUCAUCAUUGCUCAAAAGUAUCUACUUUCCCAACACAAAACAGUACAUACUAUUAUGGCAUAGUAUAAGUAGGCAGUACUGUCUCUUAAAAAUAUGAUGAAAUUCGCUCAACACAUGAUGUGCGUUUGGGGGCGGGACUAUCUGUUUUUGUCUAAACAACAGAAAACUUUAGUUUCAGGAAAAGUAAUUUAAUUCGACCUUUUAUUGCUGUUUGGUAAUGCAGUAAUGACACACUUCACCUUUAACAAUUUCACUUGCGUUUCCAGUCCUUUAACAACCCUCUAACAAUUAAUUAAGUACCAAUCUCCCAAAAAUAGUCAUGCUGUUUUCUUUCCUAAUGUUUAAUGGAAUGGAAUGUACCGUCACAAAUGCGAUUGUAGCGCCCGUUGCGUCCAUCCUUUCAUUUGAAAAGGCAGUUUAAUGUUAAGAUUCUCCCAGCAGCUUAGCCCAGGGACAUCCAGAGGAAGAAAAGUGUCUAAUGGCUCGUUCUUCUGGAUGUUCACCCAGUGAAGUUCUCCUGCCGGCGGUUCUUGAGAGAAGGGUGGCGGUAAACUUGGAGGAAGAUCUUUAUCCAGAGCUCAAUCUCAAUAGAGAUACGAUCGUAUCUCUGCUUUGUUUACAUGUCACUCUCUCAUAUUUCUCUCGAAGCUCAAAUACUCACUUUUAUAACGAAGAUCUGCGGGUUUUUCUAGCUCUUACUUAGUGGCUAAUUCUAUAUUUGUCCUCUAUGUCUGUUUUCUGAAGUCUAAACGUGUACCUGUGUAUAACCUCGUGCGUCGUCCGUGUCUUUUACCGGGUUUAGGAACAGGUUUGAUAUGCUGGGAGUUGAAGUCUGUUCUCUCCCACUUGUCACUUUUAUUCUGCGGGGUUCAAAUCUUAACCCUGUUGUUGUAGUAUAUUUGUGCGUGCGCGUGUGUGCUGACGUAGGGAGGAUCGUCUGCCUCUUUACUCUCGCAUUAUCCCUGCCUCUCCCUUUAUCCAGAAACAACACCCCAAACCUGAAUGUUUACAUGAUCGAAUUGUCUUUUCACUUUACUAGAGCGCACACAAACUACUGAAGCCUUAUUCAGUGUUAAAGUACCCUCUUACGGUACUAAGAAGUUCAUCUGAAUAUUACUGUCGCUUUAUUUGACCAAUUCGAAUCCUGGGAAUUCCCGGGAAGACCCAAUGAGAUCUUGGGAAAAACGCAACUGAAUGAGUGUGCUGCUUAGUAUGUGUAUACUACUAAACAAGUGAGAGAUUGUGCUGGUUUACAUGAAUAAAUAUAUACAUAUAUCUAUAAGAGAGAUAUAUAAUGUGUAUAUAGCACUGUGUCUUGUGUAAACAUGAGAUAUAUGGUCAUGUGCUGUAACUUGUGGUUAAAAGGGUUGUUGUUAUGUUUGUCAGAGCAGAGUUUAAUGCAGCGAUAAGCAAUACAGGGAAAUCCAGAAGGGAAAAUUCAUUGAUAUGGCUUCAUAAGUCAAUUACAGUUGUAUAAAGUAUCCCUUUAGAAAUGAUUUUUUUAACGACUUUAAUAUGUUUGUUUUAUUUUGAUUUUUUAUGCAAUUGAGAUGCAAUACCGCUUAUCUAAGAGAGAUUGGUUGGGUAUCAGGGGAAUUCACGAAAAGAGAUCAUGUACCGCAUGUUGUAGAUCGUGGUGGAAAUACGAUGAAAUGGAAAAAUCAUUGAUGUUUAGGAUCACUAGCCAAGAAGGACUUUUUCUAUGAGGAAAAAAUUCCCAGAUAGCCCAAUCUCACACAAGGAGAGCCUUAAACUUUAGUGGGGAAAAAGCUAUCAGUCUGAUCUCCUUUACAAUCCAAUGCGUUUUCUUUACUAAAGUAAUUCAACUUUUUCGAUACAGCCAUAUUAUAAAAGGUAUAUACAUAUAUAUGAUUACAUAUAUAUAUAUAUUUGUGUGUUUGUGUAGAUAAAUAUAUAGAUAUAAUUUGUUAUAGAUCAUUUUAUUCAGUGUUUCAAAACACUUAUACAUUUCAACUUACACUGUCGAUCUAGAAUGUACAGGUGAUCCAAAUAAAAUAUAUAAAUAUAGAUAUAUAUUGAAAAAACACCUUCCAAAGGGAACCUUUUUAAAAUGCAAUACAUUUUUUUUUAUUUCCAGUCAUUUCAGUAAUCGCUAGACAAGUUGACCAAAAAAUACAUUUGAUGUUCAGCUACAGGAUAAAUGUGGUAUCACAUCAAAUCCAUUUUACGAAUGUCAUGAUCGUUUGGCCAGGCCCUUAAAUGUAUGCGUGUGUGUGUGCCUGUGUGUGUGUGUGUGUGUGCCUGUGUGUGUGUGUUGCAUUUCUUUAUAUUUCAUACAUCAAGUCCAUUUUAAUUCACUACAUCUAUCAUCAUACACAUUCAUUGUUCACACACUAAAAAAGAUUUGUUGGUUUAACAAAAAAAUAAUUCAACUUAAAAAUAUCAGUUCACGUGGUGUCGACUAACAUUUUUAAGUUAAAUUAACUCAAAAUUUUAAGGAAACCAAGUUGAACCAACUUAAACAGUCUUGCGAAGUUGUAGAGAAUUUGCCCUCUGAAUCAGCAAUUAUAUUUGGGGAAAACAUUUCGUUGUCUGUGCUAUACCUUAAAUCGUGUUUAUCAAGAAGUGGAUGUAGAAUUCGGUGCCAGAGCAUUAGUUAAUGAUGUCAUUACAUCCGUCAUAUGUUAUUGCUGCUUCAAGAUCUUGUCUUUAGUCGAAACAAAAUCUGAGUCAAAGGGCAUGUGUUGCUUUGCUCAUUGUCUUUUUUAUUAUUUACAUCUAAUGACUAUCAAAUUCACUAUGAUUUUUCUUUUUUAACCUAGUUUUUGGUAAAUACUGUUAGUAAGAUUUUAUAUUUUUACAUUUGUUUUUAUUUGUUUUGAGUUUUUUAUUUAUAUGCCACUUAGUUUGGAUGUCUUUUAAAUGGUGUUGGUUUAUCUUUUUUUUUUGGUAUUGUGUGAUUUCAUGUUUUGAGAAUGUGGAAACGAAUGCAUUUCAGUAUUUUUAAAUUGUUAAAAUCUAGUUUCCUAGAUCAAAAUAUCUAUUUAGUGGAAAUUAUUUGAUGUCAUAAAUUAUAUUUUAAUUCAUGUAAAUAGUGGAAAAAGCAAAUGAUGGCUUCCUUUUAAACUGAACACAUUUCUCUUCCGAGAUUGUUUACAUUAUUAAACUGUAGAAACUGAUCCUCAUAUACUGUAAAAAGUGCAUAUAUUCAUUGUUUUGCCUCAGAAAAAUAAAAUCCAUAAUGAACAUC
Misgurnus anguillicaudatus (oriental weatherfish) is the source of this 8279-nucleotide messenger RNA. Lineage: Eukaryota; Metazoa; Chordata; Actinopteri; Cypriniformes; Cobitidae. The record is from RefSeq and is a predicted model, not a curated record.